AUGUCACGUAACCAAGUGUAUUUAGUAGGAGCAAUGAAUUAUCAAAUUACUGGAGAGAAAAAUAAAACCAGGACGAGCGACUUAUACAAGAAAAGAGAACAAAAUUUUGUAGACCAAAUCGAAGAAUUGUUUGAUAUAGCUCAUGCUAAUGCAAUCAGUCUAAUGAAGAUCCAGGAAGAUAUUGAUUUUUUGCGACUUCAACGAACUAAGGGACGUCCCGGAUGUAUGAUGGGAGUAGAUAUGAAUUUAACCCAAGCAGAAAAAAAAAUGCAAAUAAGACAAGAACAGAAAAAUAAAAUACUUAUACCUCACUCAGAUACAGAAACUUUAUUAGAAGAAAAAUAUUCAUGUACUUCAUCGGAUUCAUGUGAUAUGGAAAUCGUAAGUGAAGAAGAGAGACAAUUUUCACCAGUAGCAGGUCCGUCAAAAAAUAAAAGAGGUAGAAAAGAACUUUUAACUUCUAGAUUAUCUGCCACUCUUGAUAGGUGUAAAAUAAGUGAUAGGGAUGCUGUUCAUUUGUUAACUGCAUGUUUGGAUGCCUUAUCAUUAGAUCCCAGCAUAUAUGUUUUAAACCGAUCGUCAAUUAAAAGGUCCCGUGAACAUUAUAGACAAAAAAUUGCAGAAAAUAUUAGUUCUAAAUUUCAUGAACAAAAUUUGAAUUUUGUUGUGAUCCAUUGGGAUUCAAAAAUGCUUCCAGACCUUACAGGGAAAAAAAAAGUCGAUCGCCUCCCUAUUAUUGCAACCGCCUUAAAUUUUGAACAGCUUCUUGGAGUCCCUUAUAUACCCUCUGGGAAAGGUUUAGAAGUAUCAUCAGCUGUCUAUGACGCUUUAGUCAAAUGGUCACUAUUGGAAAAAGUACAGGCUUUCACAUUUGAUACUACGGCCUCUAAUACGGGAAGGUUGAAUGGGGCGUGUUUUUUGUUAGAGCAACGUCUUGGAAGAGAAAUUUUAUUCUUAGCAUGCCGACACCAUAUUUAUGAACUUGUUUUACAAGGCGUAUUUUCAGAUACCAAAUUAUGUCCUUCAAUCGGACCAGAAAUAUUAUUAUUCAAGAUAUGA
Daktulosphaira vitifoliae (grape phylloxera) is the source of this 1059-nucleotide messenger RNA. RefSeq lists its product as uncharacterized. The coding region runs from base 1 to 1059 and encodes 352 amino acids. The record is from RefSeq and is a predicted model, not a curated record. The transcript is spliced from 4 exons. Lineage: Eukaryota; Metazoa; Arthropoda; Insecta; Hemiptera; Phylloxeridae.